AUGAACCAUAAAACGAAGAUCCGGCUUCAAAAUGAGUUGAAUGAGAAAGAACUCAAGCUAGGUUACGCUGGAGACACGAGUAAAAGUUGGCACAGCGUCUACAAAGACUCAGCUUGGAUUCAUGUUGGUGGACUAGACUUUGGCCUAACUGAAGGCGACUUGUUGGCUGUGUUUUCACAGUAAGUUUUUUAUUUUUUUUGAGUUUUAGGUAUUGUUUCGAUUUUUUUUCUGGACAAGAAAAUUUAACUUUAGCAUUCUUUAGGUAUGGAGAAAUUUGUAACGUGAACAUAAUUCGAGAUUACAAGACCUUAAAGUCUAAAGGAUUUGCUUUCAUAUGUUACCAAGAUCAGCGGUCAACAGUUUUAGCAGUAGACAACUUUAACGGUAUUAAACUCGCUGGAAGAGAACUGAAAGUAGACCAUGUGGAGUCGUUUAAACCUCCAAAGUAUAAAGAAAGUGUACCUGAACAGCUAUUAAAGAUUUGGUCAGACGGAUGCGCUCCUAAACCUAUUAAUCUCAGCAAAGGUAAGGUUUUUGCUUUUUUGUUCGAAUUUUAGGUAAUAAUGAUUCAUAGGGGCGAAGAUUAACCCAGCUACGAUUUUUAAAUUCACUGUAUUACUUUUAAAUCAAAAUCUGCUAUUAAAUACUAAAAUCCAACAAAUUUUAGAAGAAAUAGAACGUGACUAUGAGAGACAGCAAACAUUGAAGGCACAACAGAUUGCUGAAGCUGAAGAGUUAAGGAAGUUGGACGACAAGAAGGAGGAAAUGAGCUUGAAGGAGAUCAAAAAGAUGAACAAACAGAUGAAGAAGGAAAUGAAGAAGCUUAAGAAAAGAGAGAAGAGGGAAAAGAAAAAACAGAAGAGAUCACGCACGCCAUCAGAAGGGAAAGGAACAGCAGAUUCUGUGUCAAAAUGGGAUGACAAAAAGAAGAAAGAUCUCGAUUAUAGGAAGAUGGAUGUAGGUUUUGAGCUAUAUUACUAUUUGUUUUUUAGUUGCAAAAAACUUCUAAUUGACUAUUUCAAGACGAUGACUAAUUUUACUUAUACUUGCCUUGUUUCAGGACGAAGACUUCUACGGAUCGAGUAAAGCCUUCAACUUUGGGAAGAAACGAAAGGAGAUACCAGAAGGACCAACUCAUAAUCUUCGACCAGACUUUGAGAAGGCUGAUUGGCGUGAUAUUGAACUGUUCAAGAUAAUGAGAGAACAGGAAAAGGCCGAAAAUGGAGAGAAACCAAACAAUUUCAAGGAAGAAGAACAUUAUCUACCUAAUCGGUUCAACUAA
Bursaphelenchus okinawaensis is the source of this 1282-nucleotide messenger RNA. NCBI's taxonomy places the organism in Eukaryota, Metazoa, Nematoda, Chromadorea, Rhabditida, Aphelenchoididae. The record is from the annotation of a GenBank genome assembly.